UCCAGUAUUCGGCCAUAGAAUGAGUAACCUAGUAAUGAAAGAGAAAGCAUAUCACAUCAUUUUUCCAGUUAACCAGGAGCAAUUUCUCAAGUGUUUUCCUUAAAGGCCAAAACACACCCUUUUCCAAGUAACAUGGUAAUAAAAAUUACACUCUCUCAAAGAGGAAAAGAGUUGACUAAGACCAGGGCAUUAUUCAUAAAAAGUUGUGUAGAACCAUCCUAGAUUCAGAGAAUGAACAUAUGCACAAAAAAAAGUUUCCAGAAUGUGGGUGUAUCCACGACUCAAGGCUCCUGGGUGUGUUUAGCAGCCGUACAUCCAGCCCUCUCUGUAGCUUUAUUUAAGACAAGCACUUCUACACGAGAGCUGCUCUUCAGACCCAGCACUGCAGACUACAGCUGUCCAAGUUCAUCCACGAUGAAAGGCAUUAUUCCCAAGAGCAAAACCAAAGGCACUGACUUCUGUGGAGUGAACAACUACUAUUAUAUAAUCCGCUCUGAUCUGGGCUGCUAUAUGCAGUCGAGUAAUUUCAAUAAAGGUUUAGACAUCACUAUUUUCGGUCUGCACCCUGCCUGCCAAAACGGAGACCAUUACCUCGGUCACAAUAAAGGCUACUUCUACAUCAUCAAGGGUAACUCUUACCGUAGAGUCACCGAUCUGUCGACGGACAGCGGUGCUGUAGUUUACAGCCUUCAUCCCAACUGUCAGGGUGGAGACCACUACCUCUCAGCCUUUGGCAAGUUUUACAUCAUCUUCCAAGAGAAGGGCACUUACCGGAGAACAACCAACAUGAAUCACGACUGGGAAGCUGUAGAAUUACUGGGGCCUGCCAGACCACUACUACUUCCUCAAACCCGUCUCAGAUUGGGGAGUCGAGUACUACAAAGGGACCAACUUCAACAAAGACGACUGCACUGCUGUCUACUCGGUUCAUCCCGACGUUCUUAACUUCCUGCCUGGAGGGCUGUCUGUAACUAAAGGCCCAGCAUUUGGCGUUUGGGAGAAUAUUAAAACCAUAACUAAUGACAGCAAAUCACCUGUGACCUGGCAGAAGAAAAUUAAUAAAAAGGUUGGCUACAAUAAGGAGAAGAUGUCCCAAAUCACGCACACCUGGAAUAUCGCCACGUCCGCCUCUGUUGAAUCCGGAGCCCUUUCCGGGUUAAUUGCGAAGUUGCAGUUCUCCUUUUCUGCAGAAUAUGGAGGUUCGCACGUCAGCACUGAAAACGAGAGCUGGGACGAAGCGACCGAAGUAGAAGAACAUCUCACAGUCGAGCUGAAGCCACAUGAGAGUUUAUAUCUGUGGCAGUACAAACUGGGUCUUGGACAAGAACCGGUGUUGUUCUGCCGUGAUUUAAAGAUUUACGAUGAGCCAAAUCCUCCAUCUGAAGUCCCGCUGCCACGCGCGCAAUCAUGAACAAUUAUCAACAGUUUUACUCCAAGAGUAAUUGAAUAAGGCAUAGAAUUAAGGCAGUGAUUAAAUACACAUAUCUAAAUGGUUAAUUCCUACAACAUUUGGCUUUUUGGAUGUUUUUUAAAAGGAAAAAAAUGGGUGAAAAGUUGCUGAAGAUUGACCAGUCAAAAACAUUGCAUUCUUCACUCAUCAUGCAUAAAUGCCAUUUGGAUUUUACUUUCAAUAUGUUAAAUAAAGCUGGCAUACUGCUUUUAAAG
Carassius auratus (goldfish) is the source of this 1665-nucleotide messenger RNA. RefSeq lists its product as uncharacterized. The coding region runs from base 232 to 945 and encodes 237 amino acids. NCBI's taxonomy places the organism in Eukaryota, Metazoa, Chordata, Actinopteri, Cypriniformes, Cyprinidae. The record is from RefSeq and is a predicted model, not a curated record. The transcript is spliced from 2 exons.